AUGAUCUCUACUAGUACUGCCGCCACCGCCGCUACCAGUAAUAAUAAUGCUACAACUGCAACUACAACAAGUCCAUACUAUCAUCAUGUAAAUCCUCCUAAUUUUACAACACCAAUUGAUCAUCAGCAACAACAAUUACUACCACAACCAAUUUCUUCUCAAUCAACCUCCAUAAAUAACUCCUCAUCAUGGUCAUCCUUGGCUCCACAUGAUAAACGUUUGGCCUAUCAGUCAUCAUCUAGCGGAUCAAAUAACUUAUCAUCUUUUCAUUAUCAACAAUCAAACGGUCCAACAUCAUCAUCAACACGUACUUUAACCAACUCAAAACGUGCUGCUCAAAAUCGUGCUGCUCAACGUGCUUUUCGUCAACGAAAAGAUCGAUAUAUUAAAGAUUUGGAAUCAAAAGCAAAAGAGUUGGAAUCAACAAAAAAGCAAAUGGAUGAGUUGAAAAAAGAAAACAUGGAAAUGUCAUUAACUAUUAAAAAUUUAAGAAAUGAAAUUGAAAAAAUGAAAUCUGCUGACGGCAAUGUUACACCAUCACCAACCUCAUCAUCAAGCUAUUAUGGAGGAAAUUCAUCAACAAAAAAUGACGAUGAUGAUGCAAAUGAAUUGGAAGAACCAUGGUUAAGAGGUAAAGACCACAGCAAUAAUAAUGGUGUAAGAAAAGAUGACACUUCAGUAGAUCCAUGUUUUAGACCCGAUUAUCGCCACCGAAAUAACAAUAGUAGUAGUAAUGGUCAUGGUAGUCCAUCGUUGUCUCCGCCAUCAAUGACCACUGAAAGAAAUCAUCACAGUCAUAAUAAUAAUGGUGACACCAGCGAAGACAAUAAUUAUCACUAUUUAGAUGGAGGAGGUGGUGCUAUGAGAAACGGUGUUUAUGAUGAUCUAUGUGAAUUAUUGAAAACAAGAACAAGACCUAAUAACCUUGGUAAUGGUACGGUGAUGAUACACAAAGUAUUAUAA
Entrophospora sp. SA101 is the source of this 963-nucleotide messenger RNA. Lineage: Eukaryota; Fungi; Glomeromycota; Glomeromycetes; Entrophosporales; Entrophosporaceae. The record is from the annotation of a GenBank genome assembly.